Messenger RNA from Trichoderma gamsii, 1740 nucleotides. RefSeq names its product UDPglucose 6-dehydrogenase. Gene Ontology annotation, molecular function: NAD binding; UDP-glucose 6-dehydrogenase activity. The record is from RefSeq and is a predicted model, not a curated record. Gene Ontology annotation, biological process: glycosaminoglycan biosynthetic process; polysaccharide biosynthetic process. The transcript is spliced from 2 exons. The annotation marks the transcript as partial. Gene Ontology annotation, cellular component: cytosol; nucleus. Lineage: Eukaryota; Fungi; Ascomycota; Sordariomycetes; Hypocreales; Hypocreaceae.
GGUGGCCCUACCGCCGCAGUCGUUGCCUUCCAGAACCCGCACAUCAAGGUCACCGUUGUGGACCGAGACGUGACCAGAAUCCGCAGAUGGAACUCCCGCCACCCUCCCAUCUACGAGCCUGGCCUGCACGACAUUGUCCGCAUUGCCCGUGAUGGCGGCCGCGAGACCAACAUUUCUGGCCAGCCCAGCGACGAGAUCGUCUCGGAGAAGGGCGAGACCUCAGUUGCUCGACGAGAGCCCAACCUCUUCUUCAGCACUGAUGUCGCCGGCCACAUUGCCGAGGCCGACAUCGUCCUCGUGGCUGUCAACACCCCCACCAAGGAACGCGGUGUUGGUGCCGGCAGCGCCACCGACAUGACUGCCUUCGAGGCUGUUACCGGCUUUGUGGCCCAGUACGCUCGUGAGGGCGCCAUCAUUGUCGAGAAGAGCACAGUUCCUUGCCGAACUGCCCAGCUGGUGGCCGACACUCUUGCCAUGCACCGUCCUGGCGUCCACUUCGAGAUCCUGUCCAACCCUGAGUUCUUGGCUGCUGGAACUGCCGUCAAUGACCUUCUAUACCCCGACAGAAUCCUCAUCGGCUCCGCCCCUACUCCUUCUGGCAAGCGAGCUGCCGAGGCUCUGCUCGAGGUCUACGCUGCUUGGGUUCCCCGUGAGCGCAUCCUGACCACCAACGUGUGGUCUUCUGAGCUUGCCAAGUUGGUCGCCAACUCGAUGCUUGCCCAGCGAAUUUCCAGCAUCAACUCAAUCUCCGCCGUUUGCGAACAAACUGGUGCUGAUGUCGACGAGGUCGCCCGCGCCAUUGGCGUCGAUCCCCGUAUCGGUAACAAGUUCCUGAUGGCCGGUAUUGGUUUCGGUGGUAGCUGCUUCAAGAAGGAUGUCCUCAACCUUGUGUAUCUGGCCGACACCAUGGGCCUGCCCGAGGUUGGCGAAUACUGGAGACAGGUCGUCAAGAUGAACGAGUACGCUCGUGACCGAUUCACCAACCGUGUCAUCAAGUGCCUCAACAACACCCUUGUAGGUAAAAAGGUUACCAUUCUCGGAUAUGCCUUCAAGAAGAACACAUCAGAUACCCGUGAGGCACCUGCUCUGGAAAUGAUCAAGACAUUGCUGGAAGAGCGCCCUCGCGAGAUUGCCGUCUUUGACCCUUGCUGCAACCCAUUCGUCGUUAAGAACGAAAUCAAGGCCCUCCUCGGACCUCAAACUACAGCCAGUGUCCACGUCUAUGGAAAUGCCUACGACGCUUGCAAGGACAGCACCGCGGUCGUCAUCGCUACCGAGUUCGACGAGUUCCGCAACCAGCCUGUUGCCAAGCCCGCUCCGGCUCCUGUGGAUCAGCCCGCUCCCAAGAUGCUUGGCCGCAAGCCCAACCCCAAGACAGACCCAAGACCGUUCAAGGAGUCGACUCCCACAGAGAACGACCUCUUGGCACUGCACAAGCACUUGGUGCAGCGCGAUGGUCAGACCUCUGAGGACCCUCUGGAUCGAUUCAAUGUCGAGCCAGACUGCGACGACGACUGCCCUGACUGUAUCCAGGCGAGGGAGUCCAAGGAGAACGGCUUUGCCACUGGAAUGGGCAGCGCCGAGGAGUACAAGCCCAAGGAGCGAUUGGACUGGGUGCGCAUUGCCGAAACCAUGGCCAAGCCUCGAUGGGUGUUUGAUGGCCGUGGUGUCAUCGACUCUCGUGAGAUGGUGAAGCUGGGCGUUCGCGUAGAGAGCGUCGGUCGCCAGCACCGAUUCUAA